AUGUCUUCUGCGCAGCCACAAGCAGGCGGCAUCAUCAUUAUGUCUCACGUGACUCCUCGAGAUGCUUCAACGCCCGGAAACGAGGAACAGCGAAGUAACAGCUUACCAUCUGAAAAAUCCCUCUCCAAAUUUUUCAAAGGGGAGCCCGAGGUUCUGGGCGUGACUCAGAUAUUUGUAGGAUUGCUGCAUAUCAGUCUUGGAGUAAGUCUUUAUAAUUUCUGUAAAGGAAGAUGUUUUCCGCUGGAUAUACUUGUUCAUAGCAGCGUGGCGCUUUGGUCUGGAAUCCUGUAUUGUAUUUCUGGAUCACUGUCUGUCACCGCCGCUAAAAAGCCAACAAAGAGAUUGGUAAAGGCAAGUUUAAUUCUCAAUACAUUGAGCACGGCGUUCUCAGGAGUUGCCCUGUUCAUAUUCUUCGUUUUUUUCCUUCAUGGAUCAAACUAUUUCAAGAGGUACGCCAAGUACACGUACUGUUAUUAUUUGGAUCCAAUGGAGGAUUGUAAAGGGAAUUUCAACCCAGUGCAUGCUGUGAUGGGCAUCGUGGUCGUUUUAUUUCUUCAUGCGCUGCUGGAGUUUUGUGUAUCGCUAUCCAUGUCUAUUUUUGGAUGCAAAACGGUGUGUCGGACGUCGGAGAGUGACGUGGCGGUGGUGAUUUACCAAAACGCUUCGAUCAAUGUCCCUGCAGAUUCUGGGGCAAUUACACAGAGUUCUGAUCAUCAAUAAAGGAUCGACUUAUAUAUCAUGAAAAUAAA
Molecule: messenger RNA, 749 nt
Organism: Spea bombifrons (plains spadefoot toad)
Lineage: Eukaryota; Metazoa; Chordata; Amphibia; Anura; Pelobatidae
Product: membrane-spanning 4-domains subfamily A member 4D-like
Exons: 6
Coding region: 1-720 (239 amino acids)
Cellular component (GO): membrane
Source: RefSeq, a predicted model, not a curated record